AUGAGAUUCGUAAGAAGUUUAUCAAAGGUGGCAUAUGAAUCCAAACCAAAGUCAAGAUUCAAUAAUGUUACUUCAGCCUUCAACUUCAGACCAAAACCAACCCAAGGAAUAAUAUAUCAACCACCUUCAACUUUACCAUCAGUUUAUCAAACGCCCAAAAGUUUUUUACCUCCAAAUGAUCCUCGUAGAGAAUUACCUUACCACAAAGAAUAUACUGCUGAAGAAUUAGAAGAUAUGCCAAUAAUUCAUCAAACCACCAAGAAUUAUAACGUUGACGACAAAACCGCCAUGGAAAUCAUCAAAUUAAGAAGUGAAGACCCUAAAGAAUGGACUGUUAAUAAGUUAGUAAAGAAGUUUGACGUUGAUGCUAACUUCAUCAUCGCUAUCAACAAAGCUUUUAAAGACAAACCACAAUUGAAAAAGUACAACAAACGUCAACUGGAACAAUUAAAGAGAGUACAAAUGUGGUUAAGAAAUGAAUUUUAG
Molecule: messenger RNA, 486 nt
Organism: Yamadazyma jaroonii
Lineage: Eukaryota; Fungi; Ascomycota; Pichiomycetes; Serinales; Debaryomycetaceae
Source: the annotation of a GenBank genome assembly